Salarias fasciatus (jewelled blenny) is the source of this 1546-nucleotide messenger RNA. It is a transcript of the gene mrm3a, whose product is annotated as mitochondrial rRNA methyltransferase 3a. Gene Ontology annotation, biological process: RNA processing. Lineage: Eukaryota; Metazoa; Chordata; Actinopteri; Blenniiformes; Blenniidae. The transcript has 4 exons. Gene Ontology annotation, molecular function: RNA methyltransferase activity; RNA binding. The record is from RefSeq and is a predicted model, not a curated record. Bases 10 to 1350 code for a protein of 446 amino acids.
CGGAGCAAAAUGGCGGCGUACAUGAGAGGCGUGUUAUGUUUAGUUUCCACAGAGCGGAAUGUUUGCAUGGCCAAAGUCAGUAGUGUUUUUGUGGAGCCCAGGCGGUAUGUGCGGGGAUUAAGGAGGAAACCGGUCCGAGUGUUGUACCCCGAAACGGAGACAGCCAAAACCCCGAAGUUUGAGCCCUCGGGGCCAAAAGUCAAGAGGGAGACGGAGGCAAGAGUCAAGUUUUCACCAGAUAUCCGAGGAGAAAGUGACUCCUCUGUGACAAAGGAGGAGCCGACACCAGCUGCAAAACAGGCUCUGGUGACUGGCGCAAAGAACCAGCUGGAGGGAUUGCGCUUUGAGAGGGCUUCACCUGGAGACAAGAGGCUGGGGAGGCUGGUGAGUGUUGCUCGCUCCAGGACGUUUCGAGAGCAGCAGGGCAAAAUCCUGCUGGAGGGACGGCGUCUGAUCUGCGACGCCCUGGACGCCGGCGCCAGUCCCCAGAUGGUGUUCUUCAGCACGGUGGAGCGGCUGCAGGAGCUGCCUCUGGACAGGCUGAAGAGGGCCACGCUGGUCAAGGUCAAGUUUGAGGACAUCAAGCUGUGGUCUGAACUCACGGCUCCUCAAGGGGUGAUCGCCAUAUUUUCACGCCCUGACCCGUCACGGAUGAGGUUUGCGAACAGAGAGCAGUCGCUGCCGCUGUCUCUGAUCUGCGACAACGUCAGAGACCCGGGGAAUCUCGGGACGAUGCUGCGGUGUGCCGCGGCUGCUGGCUGCCACAACGUCCUCCUCACCAAGGGUUGCGUUGACGCCUGGGAGCCUAAAGUUCUGCGUGCAGCUAUGGGUGCUCACUUCCGCCUUCCCAUCCACCCCAGCCUGGACUGGAAUGAUAUCGGCGGCCACCUCCCGAACCAGGUGACCGUCCACGUGGCUGACAGCAGCUGCGCCGUUCCUCAGAGCGCAGAGGAAGAAAUCAACACUCACAAAGCUUCCAAAGCAGGAGACUACGGCUGGGUCUCCAACAGAAAAACCAUGGCUUAUGAAGAGGAUUCUGAUGAUGAUGAUGAUGAUGGAGCUUCAUCUCCCAGUGUGGAGACCAGGCUGUACCACCAGAGCUGGGCUCAGAGUCCCACCGCCCUGGUGAUCGGCGGAGAGACUCACGGACUGAGCCCCGAAGCCGUCCAGCUGGCUGAGAGGACCGAGGGCUCCAGACUCUUCAUUCCCGUGGCGCCCGGCGUGGACAGCCUGAACUCGGCCAUGGCAGCGAGCAUCCUGCUGUUCGAGGGCAGGAAGCAGCUGCUGAAGAUGCUGCAAACAUCUGGGAAGAAACUCCAGUCUAAAGCUGGGAGGAGUCAACAUGAAUGAACUAUUAAUAAAACUGUCUGUUGUCUAAGUUAUUUGUUUGAUUUGGUGAAUACAGUGUUCCAUGAAUGUUUCCUCUCAAUACCUUUGUUUACUAUUGAAAUCAUUCCUGACAGCAGGAAUUCUCAUCUGUAUCCAUCAGUCAGUAACUAAUAAAAGUUGAUAUUGGUCAAAGAGUGCCGAGAUCUGACGGAGCAGG